AUGGACGAAGAAGCUCCUGAGACGACUGCCGAGUCACUGCCUACGACUCGAGUAUUGACGGAUAAAGAUCUACUUUACUGUGGAGUUUGUACAGUGCCUCCAGAAUACUGUGAAUAUGGAGCAACGCCUGCCCAAUGCAAGCAAUGGCUCGCUCAGCAUCAUCCCAAUAUGUUUGCCAAGAUAUAUCCUGGUGCAUCUCUAGAGGAACAAGUAUCAAGUCUGUCGCUUAACGCUGGAUCUUCACAGCCAGAUGGCGGCGAAUCCAGUGACAGCAAGCCAGAAAAAUCAGCUGCUGAAGUCAAGGCGGAGAAGGAGAAACGCAAGAAGGCUUCACAGCAGAAACUGAUUAUAAAACGGGUUGAAAGAACCAAGAGGAAGUGUGUCAUAUGUAUAACAGGGCUGGAAACAUUUGAUUUGAAAAAGGCAGCCAAGGCUUUUGCCACCAAAUUUGCUUGUGGUUCUUCAGUUACUAAGAAUGCUGAAGGCAAAGACGAGAUUGUCGUCCAAGGCGAUGUUCAAGAUGAUAUCUACGAGUAUAUUAUGGAGACGUGGAAGGUGCCAGACGAAAAGAUAGAACUGAUCGAAAAGUAA
Molecule: messenger RNA, 591 nt
Organism: Synchytrium microbalum
Lineage: Eukaryota; Fungi; Chytridiomycota; Chytridiomycetes; Synchytriales; Synchytriaceae
Exons: 7
Coding region: 1-591 (196 amino acids)
Biological process (GO): translation reinitiation; formation of translation preinitiation complex
Molecular function (GO): translation initiation factor activity; mRNA binding
Source: RefSeq, a predicted model, not a curated record